GGGCAAGUGCGGCUUCGUGUAGGCUUCAGCCCGGCAGGGAGCGCCGGGCGCGGCCGCCAUCUUGGCUGAGGGCACGGCCUCGCCGGGGCAGAGGGAGAAGAGAAUUCCACAAAAAUUCCACGGAGGAGCGGCCGGAGACCCGCGCGGCCAUGGGGAGGAUCGGGCUGCAGCUCCGCGCCACGCUGGAGAACAUCACCCGGCUGCGGGCCGAGGGCGAGGACUUCCGGUGGUACCUCAAGCUGAAAUGUGCGAAUUGCGGCGAAGUCUCUGAGAAGUGGCAGUACCUGCGACUGAUGGACAGUGCUCCCCUGAAGGGCGGCCGAGGCAGCGCCACGAUGGUGCAGAAGUGCAAGCUGUGCUCCAGGGAGAACUCCAUCGAUAUUUUAAGUCAGACAAUCAAGCCUUACAAUGCUGAAGACAGUGAGAAAUUCAAGACAAUAGUAGAGUUUGAAUGCCGAGGUCUGGAACCAGUUGACUUUCAACCACAGGCAGGGUUUGCUGCUGAAGGUGCAGAAUCUGGCACACCUUUCAAUGACAUAAACCUGUUGGAAAAGGAUUGGAAUGACUAUGAUGAAAAAACAAAGGAAUCUGUUGGGAUCUAUGAAGUUACCCACAAAUUUGUAAAAUGCUGAAGUUCACAGCCCUAAUAAAUCUUGACAUGCUUAUUGAUGGAGGAGCUGUAUCCAUCAGAUACAAAGUUUCCUUGGAGUUCCUAAGUUUACAGAAUCAUUAAGGUUGGAAAAGACCUCCAAGAUCACCGAGUCUGACCUUUGGCCAACAUCACUAAGUUGUACUUACUGUCCCCAGCAUUCUCUAAUAAAAUAUUUUCCACAGAGCA
Chiroxiphia lanceolata (lance-tailed manakin) is the source of this 838-nucleotide messenger RNA. RefSeq names its product CXXC motif containing zinc binding protein (gene CZIB). Lineage: Eukaryota; Metazoa; Chordata; Aves; Passeriformes; Pipridae. The record is from RefSeq and is a predicted model, not a curated record. The transcript is spliced from 8 exons. The coding region runs from base 150 to 632 and encodes 160 amino acids. Gene Ontology annotation, molecular function: zinc ion binding.